AUGUUGAGCAAGGAUGGACUACCCCUGCCCAUGGCCUUUGAGGCUUCAUCGCGAGUGCUGCUGCUCUUCUCUUGGUGGGAUGCCAGCACGUCCGUCCAGUACGGGAUUUGCUGCCUAUGCUGCAUUGUGUUUGGCUUCAUAUCCAUCGCCCUGAAGGUGCUCCGCCGCAUGUCUGAGAUGCGACUGCUACAGAAGGAGGAGGAAGGCAGGUCGGCCAUUAUGCUAGGGUCGUUCCCGCUGUUGCACAACGCGAUCCGUGGUUCAGUUGCUUUUCUGAAUUAUGCUUGGGACUAUAUGUUGAUGUUGGUAGCCAUGACAUUCAACGUUGGCAUCUUCUUGUCCAUGCUGGGAGGCAUGGCGCUAGGAUUCCUUGCUGUAGGGCACCUCCUCGACUUCACUCCCGAAGCCCCCAAAGUAUCGAACGAGUGCAAAUGCGAUGCAAAAAUCAGCUGUGGCUGCCACAGAGGUCAACCGUGCACUUGCUAUGGGACUUGUCGGCUUGUGAAACAGGGAGAUCCAAAUAUAAAGGACGGGCAGCUUCUUACGGAGCAGCCCGGAGUGUGCAGAUCUAAGGGCUCCUGUGGGAAGGCCGUGUGCGGCGUCUGA
Cyclospora cayetanensis is the source of this 606-nucleotide messenger RNA. RefSeq names its product copper transporter 1. The coding region runs from base 1 to 606 and encodes 201 amino acids. Lineage: Eukaryota; Apicomplexa; Conoidasida; Eucoccidiorida; Eimeriidae. Gene Ontology annotation, cellular component: plasma membrane. Gene Ontology annotation, biological process: intracellular copper ion homeostasis; copper ion transmembrane transport. The transcript has a single exon. The record is from RefSeq and is a predicted model, not a curated record. Gene Ontology annotation, molecular function: copper ion transmembrane transporter activity.